UCAAAACCAACCCCCUUCACACAUACAAACACUAGCCUUUCUUGGUUACACUCCACUACCCAUUGUUUUUAUUUUAUUACCCAAAAGAAACAAAGAAAUGCCCUAAAAAUAAAAAUAAAAAACCACCCCUUUUAUUUUUUCUGUUUAAUUGAAGAACAAGAAUCAAAAUAGUGAAACACCCUUUUCAUUUUGCUCCUUGUUUUCUUCACAAUUUUGCAGUUUUUGUCAAUGAAGUAAAAAAUUUUCUUUAUUACUAUUACUAUUAAUUACUAAAGCUUCAAUCUUUUUCAACAAUUAAUAACUAAAGCUUCAUCCUUUUCAACAAUCUUGAAUACCCAUUUGGAUUUCAGAUAGAAACCCAUGAAUCCUCAAGUCUCAUAAAGGUUUGUUUGAUGCUUGUUGAUCAUGAGAGGGGAAACAUCAUGGGUUAGUCAUAGUCUGUAUAUUGCCAAAAACAACAGGAACUUCAAUCCGAUACCAGAGGCUAAUGACGAGGGUAAUAAGGAUGACCCGCCUGUGAUUUCUGUUGAUUUAAUCCUGCCUGAUGAUUUGUUAGAGCGGAUUCUAGGUUAUCUCCCUAUUGCAAGUAUCUUUCGUGUUGGCUGUGUGUGUAAAAGAUGGCAUGAAAUUGUGAACUCUAGGCGGUUUUUAUGGAAUGUGUCACCCUUGUCAUCACAAAAACCAUGGUAUUUCAUGUUCACGAGCUCAGAUGAACCGACUGGAUAUGCUUAUGACCCUGUUUUAAGAAAAUGGUAUGGAAUUGAGCUGCCAUACAUGGUCAAAACCUCAAGAUGGUUUAUAGCCUCAUCGUGUGGUUUGGUUUGUUUCAUGGAUAACGAUAGUAGAAGCGAGCUCUAUGUGUGCAAUCUGAUCACCAAAUGCUGUUUCCGCCUUCUGGAGCCGCCUGGUUUAAGAUUUUGUGACUAUAGUGCCCUCUCGAUCUCAGUUGAUGGGUCAACAAACUAUACCGUGAGUGUUGUGAAAUCUAGACAAGUACCAGACAAUUACUUCCAGUGGGAUCUCUCUAUCCACGUGUACGACUCAGAGACAAUGGUGUGGACCACGACUGUGACUGAGAUGCUGACGGGAUGGAGAGGUGGCGAUGAGAGUGUGAUAUGUAACGGGGUUUUGUAUUUCUUGAUUUACUGCACUGGCUCCUUUCAAGAAAACCGACACGGUCUGGUAAGUUAUGAUCUUGCAACCCGAUCACCUGUUCGUAAUUUGCUGACACGGGGUUUCAUUUCUGUCCCGUGCUCUCUUACUUGUGGGCGGUUGAUGAACCUUAAAGGCACACUAGUGAUGGUGGGAGGGAUCGGGAAACAAGAUAGACAAGAUAUCAUAACAGGGAUUGGGAUUUGGAUUCUUAAAAGCUCUAAAGAAUGGCAAGAAGUGGCCAAGAUGCCACACAAAUUUUUUCAAGGGUUUGGUGAGUUUGAUGAUGUUUUUGCUAGUAGUGGGACCGAUGAUCUGAUUUACAUUCAGAGCUACGGUGCACCGGCUCUUUUGGUGUUUGAUCUGAAAAGGAAUCAAUGGAAAUGGUCUCAAAAAUGCCCCGUUACAAAAAGGUUUCCGCUUCAGCUCUUUUCCGGAUUCUGCUUUGAGCCUAGGCUUGAAAUCUCACCUUAAACUGCAUUAACGCGACCAACCAGGCCCGUUGAAACUUGUAAGGAUUUUCUGCGUAUAUUCCGGGGUGUCCAUGAUCUAAUUGAAUCUUAUUUUGUCAAAGUAUGUGUUGCACAAGAGAUUUAAGAUUCAUUUUGUUGUAUCCUAUGUGAUUAUGUGCAAAUUUAUAACACUAACUUAUGUGAUAUCUGCACAACAGAUUUAUGACACAUUUGCUAUAUUCUUGUGUUGGUUUUUA
This is a messenger RNA of Erigeron canadensis, 1861 nucleotides long. Its product is annotated as F-box/kelch-repeat protein At3g61590. NCBI's taxonomy places the organism in Eukaryota, Viridiplantae, Streptophyta, Magnoliopsida, Asterales, Asteraceae. Bases 406 to 1626 code for a protein of 406 amino acids. The record is from RefSeq and is a predicted model, not a curated record. The transcript has 2 exons. Gene Ontology annotation, molecular function: protein binding.